UGAGUGGUCAAUUGCUGUGCCUCGUCACACUUACACACCUCAAAGCCGCUUCCGGCAACUAGACAUCCUCACUCCCCCAAAACAAGACGAGACCGCAUUCGUCCCUCCUUCCUAUAUUUUUUGGGGUCUUCUUCUCUUUAUUUUCAAACCCCCUACUCCGUCUUCCUCUCCUCGUCGUCGCCGCCCUACUACACAUCAUCGACACUACGCACUUUCCUCAACGACUUAUUCUCUCCAGCUUCUUCGUGAAGCUCAUCUCCUCCUCCAGCAGCAGUCACAAUGUCGUACUCCUGGGUUGGAGCCCCAGCUGUCUUCAAUGGCACCAACGAUGAGACUGGUGGAGAUUCCGCCACCACAAACUUGAACCAAUGGUACCAGUCGGGCGACCAGGCCUUCAUCAUCGUGGCCUCAUGUAUGGUGCUCAUCAUGGUGCCCGGCAUUUCCUUCCUCUACUCUGGACUAGCUCGACGAAAAUCCGCUCUCUCGCUCAUCUGGGUUACCAUGAUGUCCUUUUCCGUCAUCGUCUUCCAGUGGUACUUUUGGGGCUACUCGUUGGCCUUCAGCUCGACCGGCACCAGCGGCUUCAUCGGCGACCUGCACCACUUUGGCCUCAUGAACACGCUCGCCAUACCCUCGCCGGGAUCGCCUCUAAUUCCAGAGCUGCUGUACUCGUUCUACCAGAUGCAGUUCUGUGCCGUGACGGCUGCCCUCGUUGUCGGCGCCACGGCUGAGCGUGGUCGAGUCCUCCCUGCCAUGGUCUUCACCUUCUUCUGGGCCACCCUCGUCUACUGCCCCAUCGCCUGCUGGGUGUGGAAUGUCAACGGCUGGGGUUUCAACUACGGUGUCCUGGACUACGCUGGCGGGGGUCCUGUCGAGAUCGGCUCCGGUAUGUCCGCGCUGGCCUACUCGUGGGUGCUCGGCCGCCGCAACGAGAAGAUGAUGCUCAACUUCCGCCCUCACAACAUUUCCCUGAUCCUGCUUGGCACCAUUCUCCUCUGGUUUGGCUGGCUCGGCUUCAACGGCGGCUCUGCCUUUGGCGCCAAUCUCCGCGCCACCAUGGCCUGCUGGAACUCGUGCCUGACGGCCAUGUUUGCCGCCAUGACCUGGUGUCUCCUCGAUUUCCGCCUGGCCCGCAAGUGGUCUCUUGUCGGCUGGUGUUCUGGCACCAUCUCGGGUCUCGUGUCCGCCACCCCGGCCUCCGGCUUCAUCACGCCCUGGGCCUCCAUUAUCCUCGGCGUCGUGACUGGCAUCUGCUGUAACUUCGCCACCAAGAUCAAGUUCCUCGUUGGCAUCGACGAUUCCCUCGAUGUUUUUGCUGAGCACGCCAUCGGCGGCAUGGUCGGCCUGAUUUUCAACGCCCUGUUUGCCGCCGACUACAUUAUCGGUCUGGAUGGCGUAAACACGGGUAUUAUCAACGGGGGCUGGCUCAACCACAACUACAAGCAGCUGUACAUCCAGAUCGCCUACAUAGUGGCCUGUACUGCCUACGCAUUCGUCAUGUCUGCUAUCAUUGCUAAGAUCAUCGACGUCAUCCCGGGCUUGCACCUCCGUGCCACCGAAGAGGCUGAGUUGUUGGGUAUGGACGACGACCAGCACGGCGAGUUCGCCUACGACUAUGUUGAAGUCCGCCGAGACUUCCUCGCUUGGACCCCUGCCCAGCAACACCAGAACACCGACAGCAACAGGCUGAUACCCACACACGGCAUCGAGGAGCACCAGAACAUGAUGCCCACCACGAGCAACAUGAACGCAUCGCGGGGGAGCGACGAGGCGGAGAAGCGCCCACCACCCGGGUCCUCGGAUGCCUCGCAGUCGCAAUAGGAACACGCGGCUGUGGGCAUUCUGGCCGGGUGCGUGAAGCAGGAUGGACGGAUCAACCCUUCCAAGUCUUGAUUACUAUGUUACUUUUUCUCUCGUCUUAUCUAUAAGCAUACAGACAAAUGUGCUUUUCUUCUUACAUAUUGAGUACUACUGGCAUAGGCAUGGGUCUGCAUUUUCUCUUGGCGUCGUUUUGAGCUACAAAAAAGUUGGCAUAACUCAAGUGUACAAUGCUUUUUCCCCUGAAAAGGUCUCAGGUCCUCUGUGCAAAUUCACGAGUGAAUUGUUCUUAUACUAUGUGUCUUUCACAACC
Messenger RNA from Cryphonectria parasitica EP155, 2131 nucleotides. RefSeq names its product ammonium transporter. The coding region runs from base 280 to 1821 and encodes 513 amino acids. The transcript is spliced from 3 exons. NCBI's taxonomy places the organism in Eukaryota, Fungi, Ascomycota, Sordariomycetes, Diaporthales, Cryphonectriaceae. Gene Ontology annotation, cellular component: plasma membrane. Gene Ontology annotation, biological process: ammonium transmembrane transport. The record is from RefSeq and is a predicted model, not a curated record. Gene Ontology annotation, molecular function: ammonium channel activity.